Messenger RNA from Abrus precatorius (Indian licorice), 1444 nucleotides. Its product is annotated as phytochromobilin:ferredoxin oxidoreductase, chloroplastic. Gene Ontology annotation, molecular function: phytochromobilin:ferredoxin oxidoreductase activity; cobalt ion binding. NCBI's taxonomy places the organism in Eukaryota, Viridiplantae, Streptophyta, Magnoliopsida, Fabales, Fabaceae. Bases 78 to 1064 code for a protein of 328 amino acids. Gene Ontology annotation, biological process: phytochromobilin biosynthetic process. The record is from RefSeq and is a predicted model, not a curated record. The transcript has 9 exons.
GUGUACCUGAGUUGGAAAUUGAAAUUGAAAUUGAGAAAGCAAAGAGAAGAGGGUUCAAAUUAAGUUUGACAGCUUAAAUGGGGUUUGGACUUGGUGGUUCUGCUUCCUCUUCAAGCUAUUGUUUGCAACGUACACUUCCUCCUUCAUUGACAAGAAUAGCCAUAGGUUCCACUUCCACUCGUAACUGUAGGAGAAAGACUUGCAUACUAAACUUUUCAGUGUCUUAUCACAAAUUUGUUGAUUUUGCUUUGGAUGAAACCACACGCCACAUUCACUUGGUCCCUUCGCCUUUGCAGGACAAGUUCAAUUUCAUGAAUUCUAAGGAUGGUAAAGGAGGGCUUAGUAUGCGGUCAUUUGAGGCUGGCAAGAUUAGGCUUCUACGAAGUUUGAUCAUCGAGACUGAAACCAUGCAGGUUUUGGAUUUUGCUGUCUUUGCAAAAGCAGAAUAUGAUGUCCCCAUAUUUUGUGCUAAUAUUUUCACCUCCGCUAAAACAAACAUUGUUGUGUUGGACCUUAACCCCUUGCAUGAUAUCAUCAAGCGGGAUGACUACAAGGAAAAGUACUUUAAAAACUUAAUUCCUCUUGGCCUUAAAUAUGCUGAGCUUUUUCCAUGGGGUGGGAAGCUCACAAGUGAGUCAAUAAAUUUUUUUUCACCAAUUGUCAUCUGGACAAAAUUUACUUCGAGCCCGCAAAAAUAUGAUAUUCUGUAUGCUGCAUUUAGGGAUUAUUACAAGGUAUGGUUGGAAUUGAUAGGUAAAGCAGAUAAGGAGACAGAUGAAUCUCUGAUUUUCCACAAUCUUGAAGCACAACAUAGAUAUCUGACAUGGAGAGCUGAAAAGGAUCCAGGGAAAGGUCUCUUGAAGAAAUUAAUUGGGGACACACUUGCCAAGGAUUUGUUGAGAAGCUUUCUCUUUAAUGGAGUUGAUGAACUAGGAAGCAAAACAUUCAAUGAUUAUUUUCCACACUACUGCUGUGAGGAGGGAGUUAUAAAUACAAAAGGCAAUAUUAUGAAGUCCUUUGAAAAUCGCCCAUGGGAUGCAAGAGGAGAAUUUCUUGGUGAAUGACUGAAGCUUGUUAACUGUUUGCAGUCAAAGUUUUACAAGGCAUGCUGGAUGCUACUGGUUAAAAUUUCCUUGAUUGUGGUUGUGCCAGCAAAUAUAUAGAUCAGUUUGCCACUGCCAUUUUUGUAGACAAUUAGCUCCUUAAAACAAUGGCCAAAUUGGUUACACCAAUCACUAAUAUGCUUGUAAGUUUUGUAUGCCGUUUUAUUAUAAACUGUAUGCCAUUCGCAGAAAGAAAUUUUGUCAAAUUUUAACCCCAGUGACUGUACAUGAUUGUAACUAGAACAUUUGUUUGUGGCAGAUUUGAAUUAUAUUUUAACUGGAUAAAUCAAGAUUUGUAUAAUCUAUAUAAAUGAAUAAUUUAUUGAAUUUUGUUGGGAUAU